GACAUUUAUCUCUUCUUUGAGUAAAGCCUACUGUGUGAUGGAGAUGACAAUAAUUCUCCUACUCUGUCUUUGUGGGAUGAGCGUAUCGGAACAUGUGGAGUCGGGAUCUAACGUGCGGCUGGGUAAAGAUGGAGAUACUCGUCACAGAGUGAAGCGCAGUUGGGUGUGGAAUCAGUUCUUUGUUCUAGAAGAGUACACUGGAAAUGACCCCCUCUAUGUUGGCAAGCUUCACUCCGAUGUUGACCAAGGAGACGGCAACAUCAAAUACGUUUUGUCAGGAGAAGGAGCUACCUCCAUCUUUAUCAUUGAUGAAAACACCGGGGAUAUCCAUGCAACCAAGAGGCUAGAUCGUGAAGAACAAGCAUACUAUACUUUGCGAGCGCAAGCUGUGGACCGUUUGACCAACAAGCCAGUAGAGCCCGAGUCCGAAUUUGUUAUUAAAAUACAGGACAUAAAUGAUAAUGAGCCAAAAUUCUUGGAUGGACCUUAUACAGCUGGGGUUCCAGAGAUGUCACCUGUGGGAACUUCAGUCAUUCAGGUUACUGCCACCGAUGCCGAUGAUCCAACCUAUGGAAACAGCGCAAGAGUAGUCUACAGUAUUCUACAGGGACAGCCAUACUUCUCAGUAGAACCAAAAACAGGCAUUAUCAGGACUGCACUUCCCAACAUGGACAGAGAAGCUAAGGAUCAGUAUCUCCUGGUCAUUCAAGCAAAGGACAUGAUAGGACUAAUGGGAGGCCUGUCUGGAACGACUUCGGUGACUGUCACCCUCUCUGAUGUCAAUGACAAUCCACCACGCUUCCCGCGCAAAUCCUAUCAAUACAAUAUACCAGAGUCGUUGCCUGCGGUCUCUGUAGUUGCCAAGAUAAAAGCUGCAGAUGCUGAUGUGGGACCAAAUGCUGAAAUGGAAUAUAGGAUUAUAGAUGGCGAUGGCCUUGGGAUGUUUAAAAUUUCUACAGACAAAGAAACUCAGGAGGGAGUCAUAUCACUUGAAAAGGAAUUGGACUUUGAAACAAAAUCAAGCUAUAACUUAAGAAUUGAAGUCACGAACAAAAACAAUGACACUCAGUAUAUGAACCUGGGACUCUUUAGUGAUACGACGGCUGUGAAGAUUAUCGUGGAGGAUGUGGACGAGCCGCCCAUAUUUAACUCACCUGUUAACAGGAUGGUAGUUUCUGAAGAGGCUAAGAUUGGGACCAUCAUUGGAACCGUGGCUGCACAUGACCCCGAUGCCUCCAACAGUCCAAUUAGGUACUCAAUUGAUCGUAAUACUGACCUAGAAAGAUACUUCAACAUUGACGCCACAACAGGUGUCAUUAGCACAGCAAAGCAACUAGAUCGAGAAAUGAAUGCGGUCCACAAUAUUACACUUCUAGCAAUGGAAAGUUACAACCCUACUCAAGUUGGAAAGGGAAUUGCCCUCAUCACAGUUUUGGACGUUAAUGACAAUGCACCGAUGUUUGCAAUUGAGUAUGAAACAUUUCUCUGUGAACAUGCACAACCGGGUGAGGUUAUCCAAACAAUAAGUGCUGUUGACAAAGAUGAACCGCCCAGUGGUCACAGAUUUUACUUUGCCCUGACUCCAGAGACGGCAAGCAAUUUAAACUUUACCCUCAGAGACAACAAAGAUAAUACUGCAUCGAUUCUUACCAAAAGAAGUGACUUCAGAAGACAAGAGCAAUCAAUUUAUAAGUUGCCAAUCUUGAUCGUGGACAGCGGGACUCCUUCACUAAGCAGCACAAACACGUUAACAAUUCGGGUUUGUGACUGUGAUACAGAUGGCACGGCCCAAUCCUGUAAUGCCGAAGCAUAUAUUCUACCAGCUGGACUUAGCACAGGAGCACUUAUAGCAAUAUUAGCCUGCGUCCUCACAUUGUUAGUUCUCGUACUCCUUAUAGUGACAAUGAGAAGAAGAAAGAAGGAGCCCCUCAUAUUUGAUGAGGAAAGAGACAUUCGAGAGAAUAUCGUCAGGUACGAUGAUGAGGGAGGCGGGGAAGAGGACACCGAGGCCUUUGAUAUGGCUGCUCUGAGGAACCUCAAUGUCAUCAGAGACACCAAGACUCGGAGGGAUGUGACUCCAGAAAUCCAGUUCUUCUCUAGGCCUUCUUUUAAAAGUAUUCCUGACAAUGUUAUUUUUAGAGAGUUCAUAUGGGAGAGACUAAAAGAAGCCGACAUUGAUCCCUGUGCUCCUCCCUAUGACUCCCUGCAGACUUAUGCUUUUGAAGGCAACGGCUCAGUCGCAGAGUCACUCAGCUCAUUAGAAUCACUGAGCACAGACUCGGACCAGAAUUAUGAUUACCUCAGUGACUGGGGACCUCGUUUCAAGAAAUUGGCAGACAUGUAUGGAAACAAUUCUGAGGACAGUAUAUUUUCUUAGCCUUGGAGUUAUAACGUGGAGCGUGCACUAAAGACAUUUAUUAUGAAAGUGUUAAAAUUUGAAAAGAACAAAACCUAACUUUAGAGCUGUGGAACAUUCAAUAGAGCUAAGUCAAUUAAAAUGAUUCAAGCAAUUUUUAAUAACCUUUGAAAAUAAGUCACGAACGACUAAGCACUUGUUUAUGCCUACACGGAAUUGCGGCUCAGAGAGGCAAGACACAAAGCUGCCUCCGUCUCAUCAAAUGCUGCUCAGAUUUCCAUUCCACUGCCGAGAUAAACCCGAAGAUCUGUGUGUUAUUUAAAGCAAUGUCUUACAUGUUUCCUGUUUUCGAUAUGGCAUUUGCUAUUUAUGUAUUCUGUCUGUAGUAAUUAGACAGUACAUCAAUCAGCCAUUGCAGCAAAAGCGCAUCCCAGCAUGUAUGUUGUGGGUCCUUGGAUAUUUUUAAAGGAACCCAUAUGAGAGUGUGCUAAUGGUCAAGGAGAUUCGGUGUCUAAAUGAUCUGUGGGUCUGGCACAGGUCUGACACCAUAUGCGCUCUAUUACUAUGUAAAAGAGAUUUUCAUAAUCACACUUAUUAAAAGAAUCA
Messenger RNA from Polypterus senegalus (gray bichir), 2962 nucleotides. RefSeq names its product cadherin 7a (gene cdh7a). Gene Ontology annotation, biological process: multicellular organism development; cell-cell junction assembly; adherens junction organization. The record is from RefSeq and is a predicted model, not a curated record. Gene Ontology annotation, molecular function: calcium ion binding; cadherin binding. The transcript has 11 exons. The coding region runs from base 38 to 2377 and encodes 779 amino acids. Gene Ontology annotation, cellular component: catenin complex; adherens junction; plasma membrane. NCBI's taxonomy places the organism in Eukaryota, Metazoa, Chordata, Cladistia, Polypteriformes, Polypteridae.